Moneuplotes crassus is the source of this 1233-nucleotide messenger RNA. Lineage: Eukaryota; Ciliophora; Spirotrichea; Euplotida; Euplotidae. The record is from the annotation of a GenBank genome assembly.
UCUCAACAUAAAUUUAAAUUUUAUUCCAAAAAAUGGAACAGACUCUCUCCAACGACAGGCAGAUUGCUUACCACAGGCAGCAGAUAAACCCCGAAGUUAUACCUGAUAGCAAGCUGACUUUUGCAUAUGACGAUAUACAUACAACAGGGGCUGAAGGAGCAGGGAGUAAGGCCACUAGUAGCAAAUACACUAAGAUUUGUACCGAAAUUUCAGGGGAAGAACAUAAAGUAACGACCACAGUGGAUACUGAAGGAGCUAAAUUUGAAGUCAGUUCGAGUAUUAAAGCAGGAGGAAGGGACGAUAAGUUAAUAACCAAGGCCUUGAAGGAGAUUAAUGAUGAUUUCCAUGAUGCUAUUAAGAUUAACUUGGCCUUAGGAAGUACGAUUCUUGAGAAGUUGGUCGCUCUGUUCGAAGAUAAAGAUGAUGUUAUCCGAGAGCUUGCUUCUAGAGCUGUAAUGCAGAUCGCUAGAGCGGAGAGAGGCAGAGAAACUCUUGUGGAAAAUAAAAUUGUUGACAAUGUGGCUAAGCUUUUUGAGGAUGAAGUUGAAGCGAUCAGAGCAAAUUCUUAUGAUACUUUGAUUUACUUAGCAGACUUUCAGUAUGGUAUAGAUUCUGUUAUCAGUUUUGAUAUUAUACAGAUUCUUGUAGAUAGACUUAUUCUUGAGCCAGAGGAGCCAAUUUUGAUUCAGAUUUUAACUCUGCUCAAAAUUCUUCUUGAAGGAGAGCGUGCUCCAAGUAUUAUUCUAUCGACACAAGCAUUGUCAAGACUUAAUGAUCACCUUAAAUCUGAGAAUAAGAUUAUUAGAGAACUAUCAGCACUUUGCUUAGGCUCGAUCAGUUAUAACGAAAGAGGCAAAGAGUAUACUAUCAAAGCUGAGUCUAUUCCUCCUCUCUGAGAGAUGUUAGAUGAUAGCAUCACUAACUGAAGAAUUGCUGCUACAAGAGCAUUAGCUUCCCUUGCUCAGCUUAAGGAAGGAAAAGUUGAAAUCCAUACUCUUGAAAGACUCGAUAGGAUAAUUGAACUUUUGGAUGACCCCAAUGAACAACUUAGACUAAAUGUAGUACAACUCAUUGCCAAUGUUUCUGAAUACCCUCCUUGUAGAGAGAAGUUCAAGGAAUGUCUAAAGAAACUACAAGAUUUGGAAGAUGAUUCCACGUUCCCUCUUGUAUCAAGAUUUGCAGAGGUAGCCAUCAAGACAAUCACUUGGAUUCCAUAAGUUCAAUAAAGCUGAA